Molecule: messenger RNA, 2174 nt
Organism: Cottoperca gobio
Lineage: Eukaryota; Metazoa; Chordata; Actinopteri; Perciformes; Bovichtidae
Gene: npdc1a
Product: neural proliferation, differentiation and control, 1a
Exons: 9
Coding region: 195-1166 (323 amino acids)
Cellular component (GO): membrane
Source: RefSeq, a predicted model, not a curated record
CCCUGCCACGGAUUACAGUGCGCAGUGUGUCACAGACUGCGUCCCGGUUACAUCUGCUCGGUUUAUCGCUGUGUGUACUUUGCGCUAAAGCUCUAUCGCAUAAACAACAUAUAAACAUAAAGCAUAAGUGAUGGGGGAAUGACAACGAACUCUGUCCCCGUCUGCGGUUAUCUGUCCCCGAGAAGACCCCAAGGAUGCUGCUGCUCUCCAGCCCGCGGAACAGACGCCUGCGCCGGGCCUCGCUGCUGCUGCUCGCCGCGGUUCUGUUCUGUGUCGACCCCGUCAGUGCUAGCCUUCCAGCUGGCAGUAAGUGCCCUAACCAUUUAGACUGUGCCAAAGAGGGACGCCACUUCUGCAAGCGUGGCUCCUCCCAAUGUGGCCCCUGCCUCUCCCCGUUGGAGGAGAACGAGGAAGGAAGCUGCGUAGUGAGGAAGAGGCACCAUCAGCAUGGUAAAGUGACAUUCCACCCUGACCUGGACGAAGAGAUCGAUUUCCUUCACGCAGUCAUCGAAAAACAGCAAGUGACCGAGAUCAAGAAACAAACGAAGCAAUCCGCCAAACAUCCUGAUGUUAAAAAAAUCAAGUUAGAGGCCUCCAAACAAAAACUGAUAAACCAGAGUGACACCACUACAGCCCCCCGCCCUGCAGUUUCUGCUCCACCUAACACACCGACCCCCCACCCCAGGGCCGGCGCAGUUUUGGGCCGAGUUGGUCCUCUGACUGUGCCAGCAUCCAAAAGGGACAACAUUAUUGUCAUUCUGGUCUCGCUGUGUGUGGUGGUGGGCACUGUGGCAGUGAUCCUGGCAGCCAUCUGUUACGUCAAGUUGCAGAAAGAAUCGCGUCUGGCUCAGAAGGUGGACUACCCUGCUUUUGGAGGGGCCGGCGUGCUCGCUACAACAGCCGACGAUACCUCGAUGGGAGAUAAGACUCUAGCCCAAAGUGCUCAAAUGUAUCACUACCAACAUCAAAAACAGCAGAUGCUCUCAAUGGGAAAUAACAAACCUGAACAGAAAGUGGUUGACACCGAGGUCACAUCAGAUGAGGAAGAAGUGGGAGGAGACUUCACAGUAUACGAGUGCCCCGGACUUGCACCGACUGGAGAAAUGGAAGUGAAGAACCCUCUGUUUGAUGACUCAAAUUUACAUUACCAGGGGAAUCACAAGUGAAUGCGGAAUACUUUACGCACACGCAUACACAUAUACACGCAGGCAUACACAGUCAUUUAUCUGGAAGAAACCGCUUUAUUUCACACUGCAUGCAUAGAAAUGGAGGUUUCCUGGCAGAGGAGGUGAUACAAAUGAUUGUUUUCUUGUUGGCCCUUUACUAUAUCAGCUUUUAAUACCACACAUGUAUGUUGGGUUCCUUGUUAAUUUAUUUCUGUCACUGAUUUGGAGCAUUCCUGUCUUUUAACAUAAGGUUUUCAGAGUCCUUAUUUAGGUGUUUUGUCCUGUUUAAAUGUUAAACUCUUUAAGUUGAGAUUGUCUCCUCCAUUUUUGUUACUUUCCUUAAUUUCUGCAGCUAUUUCCAAAGAAUGUGAUACAACAGCAGACAUGUGUUCAACACACACGCAUAAGCCGAGAAACCGGUGCCCUCUCUUUUGUCAUGCAUAGCUAGUGGCUAAACCACAUUCCUAACAGAUACCCAGGAAAAGUUUAACAUCAGAUCUCUGUGAUACCUCCUGUAAAAACUCUCAAACGCAACACAAGGUUUAGCAAUGAAAAUGUUACUGUUGGUGUUGCUAAUUUUAUUCCUUGUCAUAUAAACUGCGCAUAAAGAUUUUAAGAUUAUAGAAUAUAUACAUAUUUAUAUGGAAAUGAAGUACUCGAUGAUGUCUGUUUGCAUGGUUUGACUGUAAUGUGUUUGAAUCAUGGCAAUGCUUUGAUGAGUUAUUGGGCCUCCUGUGUGUGUACGCAUCCUGUUGCUGGGGGAGGAAUGUACAGUAAAAGUGACUUAUAAGCACUUGAAUGAAAUUUCGGUGAUGGACUAUACUGAUGGAUGUGUAGGUGGUAAAUAUCUUGUAUCGACCCGCUUUCCUCUCUGUCCUCUCGUCGGUCCCAAGUUAACUUCGUGCUGCAAAAUGUACAUACAAAGAGUGAAUGUGUUCACUUUUUAUAGAUAUUUGUACAUGCAGAUCAAGGAUUGGAAUUAAAAGUUUUUACCACAUGUGAAAAUAA